Molecule: messenger RNA, 312 nt
Organism: Mya arenaria
Lineage: Eukaryota; Metazoa; Mollusca; Bivalvia; Myida; Myidae
Product: TATA-binding protein-associated factor 2N-like
Exons: 2
Coding region: 1-312 (103 amino acids)
Source: RefSeq, a predicted model, not a curated record
AUGCUGAUGGUGGAUAGCAAGGUGGUGGUGAUGGUGGAUGUGCUGAUGGUGGAAGGCACGGUGGAGUUGGUGGUGGAUGGUGUUGGUCAUAAUGGUGAUGAGGAAGGAGGUGGUCAUAGUGAAUAUAAGCACGGUUUUGGUGGUAUUGGUCAUACUGGUGAUGAGAACUAUGGUGGUUUUAUUGGUCGUGAUGGUGAUGAUUACGGUGGUGUUGAUGGUCAUGAUAGUGAUGAGCACGGUGGUGUUGAUGGUCAUGAUAGUGAUGAGCACGGUUGUGUUGAUGGUCAUGAUAGUGAUGAGCACGGUGGUUGA